AUGCAAUUCAUUGGUCUUAGAUUUGGAAGCCCGUUCUGGGAUGAAGAGGGCCGAACCAUCUCCUGGGCAGGAGCAUUUGCGGACCCUGGCACCAAUCUCAGCAGUGUUACCGUCGAGCCACUCGGAUUCGCUGUGAAAUUUGACUUGACCGGACCAAUCUCGGAUACCUGGAAAGCUGUCGGUUGGUACUCGUAUGGCAAAUUUUAUGCCAGCACAGAAGAGUUCCGUGCCGCAAUUAACGCUCCCGACUAUGAGACGCCACCACCAAACGUACUGGGAAACUGGACGUCUACCGACAGGCAGGGAACGCCCAUGCCUUUGGACAACCUACCGCCGCCGGCUUCUGUCGCUGAGGGCGACCAGCGAUUCAAGAUCGAUACGGAAGAGGGAUAUAUAUCCUGGAUGGACUUCACCCUCUAUCAUGCCGUCUCUCAGGACCUUGGCCUGUCGUUGUUUGACAUCAAAUACAAAGGCAGACGCAUCAUUUACGAGUUGUCCUUGCAGGAGGCUCUGACAUCAUACUCCGGCUCCGACCCUUUCCAAUCACAAGCGACCUUCUUCGAUACCACGAGUGGUAUGGGAUCGACCUUGCAGCCUCUUGUCAGAGGCUAUGACUGCCCUAGUCAUGCUACAUACCUACCUGCAACAUGGACAGAAGGCGACACGGUCAAGACACAAGCCGACGCUAUAUGUUUGUUCGAAUUUGACGCGGGCUACCCAAUCCGUCGCCAUUCCUUUUCACCAUCCGCGCCACACACUAGCGUAGCAAAGAACAUCCAGUUUGUCAUGCGCACGGUAGCCACAGUGGGCAACUACGACUUCCUCAUCGACUACAGCUUCUUCUACGAUGGCGGUAUCGAGGUUUCUUCACGCUUUUCUGGAUACAUUGCCGCUGCUUACUGGGAGGAUCAGCCUGAGUACGGCUUCCAUAUACACGACUUCCUUUCGGGUAGCUCGCACGACCACACCCUCACUUUCAAGGUCGAUCUUGACAUCAACGGCAGGAAGAACAGUGUACAAAAACUACAGUUUGUGCCGACUUCGACAGCGUAUCCUUGGAGCCAGGGUCGCGUAUACAAUACAUUCAAGGCUGAGCGAUCUUGGGUAGCCGACGAGAGCGAGUCCAUGAUCAAUUGGGCCGAGAACGAUAACGUGUUGUACGCCAUUGUCAAUAGGGACACACCGAACCCGUAUGGCGAGUACCCAGGUUACAGAAUCAAAAGAUCUGCCGGCACCAUCCACCUUACACAAACAAACUCGACAAACACUGGCAAGACAGGUGCCUUUGUGACUCACGACUUCUAUGUCACACAGCAAAAGGACACUGAGCCAAGGGCUGCGGAUACCAAUAACCAGUUCUCCAAGGACGAUCCGCUUGUCAAUUUUGAGACUUUCUUUGACGACGAGAGUCUGGAUCAAGAAGAUUUGUUCGUAAACCCACCUCCUUUCUCCAUCUAUUGUUGA
Molecule: messenger RNA, 1464 nt
Organism: Alternaria hordeiaustralica
Lineage: Eukaryota; Fungi; Ascomycota; Dothideomycetes; Pleosporales; Pleosporaceae
Exons: 2
Coding region: 1-1464 (487 amino acids)
Biological process (GO): amine metabolic process
Cellular component (GO): plasma membrane
Molecular function (GO): copper ion binding; quinone binding; primary methylamine oxidase activity
Source: RefSeq, a predicted model, not a curated record